AUGCUUACCUAUCCAAAGCAAAUUAAUUUAACAGUCAUUCGUAAAUCAGAUGGUAAAACAAUGAGAUUGCAUGUGCCAGAAUAUGUUACUGUACACUAUUUGAAAACACAAUUGAAACAAUCGUUCCAUUCGAAUAAUGAUAAAUUUCAUUUAUAUUACAAAGGAAAACAUAUUCGAUCAAGACAUUUGUUAAAAUAUUAUGGAAUUUCUAAUGAGGCGAACAAUAUUCAAAUUAUCUUAAAAUAA
Didymodactylos carnosus is the source of this 246-nucleotide messenger RNA. NCBI's taxonomy places the organism in Eukaryota, Metazoa, Rotifera, Eurotatoria, Philodinida, Philodinidae. The record is from the annotation of a GenBank genome assembly.